AUGAUUGCCAGUGACGAAACAGUUUCUGUUCUAACUUCUGACACACAGCCCACGUGGUGGCGACAGAAUAUGCUUAGUAGAUGUCAAUGAUGUGGACGGUGAAGGUGGUCAGCCUGGGUGUGGUGGGCCUCUCUCUCAGUGUGGAGCUGCUUGUCUGGCUCCUCCGUCGCCUCAGGACUGGAAGAACCCUCAAUGAGGUCCUCUUCUUUCCCUCAGAGAUGGCCUGUGUGGAACACAUCUUCUCUCCCUCGUCGCCUCAUUCCUGUUUCUGCUCGUUGCCUCAUGGCAUUGAGACCUCUUUCACUCGUUUUCUUCGCCGCAUCCUGUCUGCUACCUCCUCCCUGGACUUGUGUGUCUUUGCCUUCUCCAACAUGGACCUGAGCAGGGCUGUACUAGGGCUACAUCGCAGGGGCGUCACCAUCCGAGUCCUCACUGAUAAGGAUUACGCCGCCAUCACCGGCUCCCAGAUAGGGGUCCUCCGCAAGGCUGGGAUCUGUGUACGAUGCGACGUGGGCUCUGUUCACAUGCACCACAAGUUUGCCUUGGUAGACGGUCGGCUGCUCAUCACCGGCUCCCUCAACUGGACGCUGACAGCAGUGCAGAGCAACAUGGAGAACGUCAUUGUCACCGAUGAGCCAGACCUGGUGCAACCCUUCAUCAAGGAGUUCCACAGGUUGUGGAUGCACAACGAUCCAGCCCGAUACCUCCACUCAAGUGACCAAAAACCUGCUCACAGUACCACCAGAACCUUGGACUAAUAAGCCACGAUGAACAUUGAGUCAGAGGUCAUCAUCCUUUGAGGUAGAAGGUAUGCAUGUUAAAUAUGUUCAGGCAGUUUUGCCACAAAACAUUGACAACAUUGUAUCUUUUCUUGUUCUGUUCUGUAGCUUCUGGCUUUGGAGGACUUCAAGUGACAAUGUUACUGAUCAAGAUGAUGGUAGUUUUGUGGCAGUUUUAUUUUAAAUAUGUAUCAGAAAAUGGGUCUGAUUUACUAGGCUAUGUCUAGAGUUAAGAGUUCUGUUUGACUUUAUUCUUUUUCUUAUAUUUUACGGUUUGGCUUAAGAUGAAGAUAACAUCCACAAAAUAGAUGUGGUCCAGUUAUAUAGAGAAUACCUCUCUUUGUGUUAGGUGAGAACAUUUCUUAUUUAAAUAAAAAAGUAAAAUAGGAAUUUAGUAAUUUUAGAAAAUAUAGGCUAUUUUAGGAAUUUGAGUUAAAUACCUUUUAUAAAAAAAGAAACAGUUCCCUAUGUGUAUAACUCUAUUCUAAA
This is a messenger RNA of Etheostoma spectabile (orangethroat darter), 1268 nucleotides long. RefSeq names its product phospholipase D family, member 6 (gene pld6). Gene Ontology annotation, molecular function: RNA endonuclease activity producing 5'-phosphomonoesters, hydrolytic mechanism. The coding region runs from base 81 to 758 and encodes 225 amino acids. The record is from RefSeq and is a predicted model, not a curated record. NCBI's taxonomy places the organism in Eukaryota, Metazoa, Chordata, Actinopteri, Perciformes, Percidae. The transcript is spliced from 4 exons. Gene Ontology annotation, biological process: piRNA processing. Gene Ontology annotation, cellular component: mitochondrion.